GCAAGAGGUAUGGGUAAGUUUUGGCUUUUGACUGUAUACCAAAUUUUGGCUUUCUGCCUUAUUUCUCAGUCCUUUUUAAAAGAUGAAAAAUCAUUUAUUCUAUUGUGUGGGUAUAUAACAUGGUGUAGAACUACAGUUAAUCACUGUACUACAUUUUUUGCUGUUUCCAGUAAUAGGAUUUGCAUGCAUAUAUUGUGUGAAACUGAAUCAUCUGCACUGCUGAAAUCUGUGAGCAGAAACAACCAAUUGUAGGAGAACCGUGGGCAUAACCUGAUGUUAAUUGUUACAGCAUUAGCAGCAAGGGGGGUUCUUGCUGUCCAUGCAUUCCUUUAAGACCCAAAAGUAGAUCUGAAAAAGAAAUUGGUGAUUGUGUAGUUAAUGCAACUCUGUCCUUUGUCUGCAUUGAGGGUUUAGAAGAGUAUGAUUAAGUGAGGGUUGGAUACCAGCUGCAUCAGCUGAGGUACAGCUUCAGCAUGUUCUUUGCUAGUGUGUCAUCACCCAUCUCUGGUUUUAGUGGAAGUUUGAGGUAUUCAUAGUACUACAUGCACAGAAGGUGCCAUCCCAUAGCUGUACUUUAUAGCUCUGUUAGCUACUAGGAGAAUACUCCUUUUAGUGAUAAUUUGCUUUCCUUGCAGAAAUUCUAAUUUAAGUUAAAAUAGUAGUCUUACUUUGCAUUGAAUUUUCUGUGUAGAAUAAUACAUAAUAGGUUUGGGCAUCUAAUUGUAUAACCUGAAAACAAAUUAGACUGCUUAUUGAGAAGAAAGGAAAGCCCAGCAUGUUCUCCUGUAAUCCAAGAUUGAUGUAAUUUAAGAUAAUUUUUCAUAACCAUUUACAUUUAAAAAAAGAAGGAAUACCUGAGUAUGAAGGCUGGAAAUUGUUAAGGAUUGCAUUAGUUCUGAAAUUGCUAUAUUAAAUUAGCAUUCAUGGUCCAGAGCUGUGUAUUAUUUUGUAACGGCAAGUAUUUGUUAGCUACCCUAAGAGUUUCAGAUGGCUGUGUCUGUAAUUGAGGAGUGCUGGAGCACUGCAUGAAGGUUCUAGAACUGCUCUGUAAUUCUUGCAAAUGUGAAAUAAUUUGAUUUUUAGCCAAAACCUAAAACUACAUUGAAAUUUGAUUGUCUGGGUGGAAUUGGGUUAGUUAAAUCCUAGACUAUUUUCCUCAUGGAUAAUAUUUGACUUGUGUUUUUAUAGUACUGGCUGGUCUAUGGACCUAACUUACUCUGUUAUGGCACUAUUGAGAAAUUAUUUUGGGGAAUUCCUGUGGCUUUGCAAGAAGAGUGUUGUCAUUGUCCCCAGGAGUUAGUAUUGCUGAUGUAACUAUUUGAGAGAAGUAGGUUUGAUCAAAUGUUAUAUGGAGACAAUGUGGAAAGGAUGAUAGUGACAGUAGGUGAUACAAGUUCUUUGGUUCUUUUGUAUUCUCAGUUAAGUUGAAACCUCCUUGGGGUGGAUCCGUGACUUUUUCUUGAAAUUACCAUCAUUGUGGACCACUUCUGCUUCCUUCGCUUGAGGAUUUGAAGAGUAUAAAAGAAGGAAUGAUCUGCUCAGUUCCUUCCUUGACAAUGAAGAUGCAGUAAGCAUGGAGUGUGUUUUCCACAUUUCUCACCUUUAAGAUUAUUUGUUACCCUGUUUUGUAUUUUUUCCACAUAAAAAAACCCCAAAGACAGAGUUGUACACACCCUGCAUUUGUGGCGUGGCCUGCACAGAAUAGGAAUUCUGCAUCACCUGCUGGAGCGAAGGCAUUUAACACAGUCAUGCUAAAGGAGGUAAAGCAGUGUAGCACUACAGUUGACUUUUCACAUCAUCUCACCUUGGUGGCCUUCUGCCUGGCUUGAACAACAUCUGGAGCUUCUGUUUCCAUGCACAGACUGGUGCUGGACUGACGCAGUAGAGACCACCUGAUUCUGUGGGUCAGCCCUUUGCAGCGUGACCCUAGGCACUGACAGAGUGCCAGCAUCUCCCUCACAAUGGCAACUUGGUUUGGUGCCAAGGAUCCAGCGCUGUCAGUUCUGUUGUCUGUGAAUGAACUCGGCUGACUAUGGAUCCAGGUGGUGGAAGUCUUGGAUUGCAAACACAAGAAUCCAAAAUGCCUCACACUAUGAUUAUGCAGGAUUUCGUGGCUGGAAUGGCUGGCACUGCUCAUAUUGAUGGAGACCAUAUUGUUGUAUCAGUUCCUGAAGCUGUCCUGGUGUCUGAUGUUGUUACCGAUGAUGGAAUAACUCUUGAUCAUGGCUUAGCAGCUGAAGUUGUCCAAGGACCUGACAUCAUCACUGAAACUGAUGUUGUAACAGAAGGUGUAAUUGUUCCCGAUUCUGUUUUGGAAGCUGAUGUUGCUAUUGAAGAAGCUUUAGAUACCAGUGAUCAUGUUUUGACUUCUGAUCUAAUAACAGAAACUGUUAGAGUUCCCGAUCAGGUUUUUGUGGCUGAUCUUGUAACGGGUCCUGAUGGACAUUUGGAGCAUGUGGUGCAAGACUCUGUGUCAGGAGCCAACUCACCGACAAUGGUUUCAGAAGAAGUUCUCGUAACGAACUCAGAUUCUGAAGCAGUCAUUCAAGCAGCUGGUACUGUUCCUGGCUCCACAGUGACUAUAAAAACAGAAGACGAUGAUGAUGGCAAGAGCACAUCUGAGGACUACUUAAUGAUAUCUUUGGAUGAUGUUGGAGAAAAAUUGGACCAUAUAGGAAGCACUCCCUUGAAAAUCAGCACUGAGGUGGCAAAUGAUGAUGUUGCUAAGGAUGACGGGUUUGGUUCAGAAGUCAUCAAAGUCUACAUAUUUAAAGCUGAAGCUGAAGAUGAUGUCGAAAUAGGUGGGACAGAAAUCGUCACAGAGAGCGACUUUCACAAUGGACAUUCUGUAGCUGGAGUAAUUGAACAAGGAGGUGUUGGUAGAAUGCAGCGAGAAAAAAUGGUUUACAUGGCAGUGAAGGACUCUUCUCAGGAAGAUGAAGAUAUUAGCUGUGCUGAAAUAGCAGAUGAAGUUUAUAUGGAAGUCAUUGUAGGUGAAGAAGAAGCCACGCCACUUCCAGACACGCAGCUCGAAGACUCCAGCGUGAAUAAAACCUUUGUCCCUGUUGCUUGGGCUGCUGCUUACGGAGAUGAAAGAAGGUUACCCAGAAGAUACGAAGAUGGUCAAGCGGCAGGAAAUAACUUGGAUACACGAUUAGAAAACAAAAACGCUGUUAUAAUAGGUCCUGAUGGACAGCCCUUAACAGUUUACCCUUGUCAUAUUUGUGGGAAAAAAUUUAAAUCCAGAGGAUUCUUGAAAAGGCACAUGAAGAAUCAUCCAGAUCAUAUGAUUAAGAAGAAGUACCAGUGUACAGACUGUGACUUUACGACUAACAAAAAAGUAAGUUUCCACAAUCAUCUGGAAAGCCAUAAACUUAUAAAUAAAGUUGAUAAAACGCAUGAGUUCACAGAAUAUACAAGAAGAUACAGAGAAGCAAGCCCAUUGAGUUCUAACAAACUCAUACUGAGGGACAAGGAGCCCAAGCUACACAAGUGCAAAUAUUGUGACUAUGAAACUGCAGAGCAGGGACUACUCAAUAGACACCUACUUGCAGUUCAUAGUAAGAACUUCCCUCAUGUGUGUGUGGAAUGUGGGAAAGGAUUCCGUCACCCGUCGGAGCUGAAAAAGCAUAUGAGGACCCACACUGGGGAAAAGCCAUACCAGUGUCAGCACUGUGUCUUCAGGUGUGCUGAUCAGUCCAACCUGAAAACUCACAUCAAAACCAAACACGGGACUGAUCUACCGUUUAAAUGUGAGCACUGUCCCCAGGCUUUUGCAGAUGAAAAAGAACUGCAGCAGCACACAGAACUGUUUCAAGGGCAUAAGACUCACCAGUGUCCACAUUGUGACCAUAAGAGCACCAAUUCGAGUGAUCUGAAGCGACACAUUAUUUCAGUUCACACAAAGGAUUUUCCCCACAAAUGUGAGGUAUGUGAAAAAGGCUUCCAUCGUCCAUCUGAGCUCAAAAAGCAUAGUGAAACCCAUAAAGGUAAAAAAAUACAUCAGUGUAGACACUGUGACUUUAAAACGUCAGAUCCUUUUGUACUUAGCGGGCAUAUCCUCUCAGUUCACACCAAGGACCUGCCUUUUAAAUGCAAAAGAUGUAAAAGAGGAUUUAGGCAGCAGAACGAACUUAAGAAGCACAUGAAGACCCACAGUGGAAGAAAAGUGUAUCAAUGCCAGUAUUGUGAAUAUAGCACUACGGAUGCGUCAGGCUUUAAACGACACGUAAUAUCAAUACACACAAAGGACUAUCCACAUAGGUGUGAGUAUUGCAAAAAGGGGUUCCGUAGACCAUCCGAAAAAAAUCAGCAUAUAAUGAGGCACCACAAAGAGGCCAUAAUAUGAUCUCCAGAAGGAAGCAAUUUAGAAACUGUGAUAUGCUAAUUGGGGAAAAAAAAUAUCUCAUGAACUGUUUCUCCUGGUUUCAAAGCUUGAUAUUAAAUCAUAACUUUACAUUCUUUGUAUUAAAAGUCUUAAAAGUAUUAGGGUUGACAGGGGAUCUCAUAGCCCUAUGAUUGUUGCUUAUCAGAACCUAAAGAGCACUAUAGAAUGCAGAAGGAUGGAUGAAUGUCUUAAAUUUGCAGAAAGAUGGAUGAAUGUCUUUAAAUUAAUAGUAUUACACGUCGUUAAGCUAUAGAAGACAAAAGCAAGGUGAUUGUGUUACCCAUUUUGUCAGUAACAGCGUUUGUCUCCAAUAUGAACACAGUUCAGAUACAUGGUGGGGUUAUUUACAAACUGUUUGCAAAGGCGACUGCGUCUUAACUUCUUGUGCAGUUUUGAAAGGAGAGUAUUAGCCAGUUACUUGAUCAUGAUGUUUUUAAAUCGUGCCUAGGAAUUAAAUUCCAGAACUGGUCAAAUCUGGGGGGGGGG
Molecule: messenger RNA, 4873 nt
Organism: Neopsephotus bourkii (Bourke's parrot)
Lineage: Eukaryota; Metazoa; Chordata; Aves; Psittaciformes; Psittacidae
Gene: ZNF711
Product: zinc finger protein 711
Exons: 9
Coding region: 2033-4348 (771 amino acids)
Biological process (GO): regulation of transcription by RNA polymerase II
Cellular component (GO): nucleus; chromosome
Molecular function (GO): metal ion binding; DNA-binding transcription factor activity, RNA polymerase II-specific; RNA polymerase II transcription regulatory region sequence-specific DNA binding
Source: RefSeq, a predicted model, not a curated record